Chionomys nivalis (European snow vole) is the source of this 1146-nucleotide messenger RNA. Its product is annotated as zinc finger protein 431-like. Gene Ontology annotation, molecular function: DNA-binding transcription factor activity, RNA polymerase II-specific; RNA polymerase II transcription regulatory region sequence-specific DNA binding. The transcript is spliced from 5 exons. NCBI's taxonomy places the organism in Eukaryota, Metazoa, Chordata, Mammalia, Rodentia, Cricetidae. Gene Ontology annotation, cellular component: nucleus. The coding region runs from base 1 to 1146 and encodes 381 amino acids. The record is from RefSeq and is a predicted model, not a curated record. Gene Ontology annotation, biological process: regulation of transcription by RNA polymerase II.
AUGGGUGAACAUGGAAGCCACGACAUGGUGAGCAAAGGGCUGCUGUCCCGAUAUGGAGAGGAGAGGAUGAAUUCAGUGACCUAUGAAGAUGUGCGCAUUGACUUCACUCAGGAUGAGUGGAUUUUGCUGAAUCCUUCCCAAAAGAGUCUCUACAAAGAUGUGAUGCUGGAGACAUACAGGAACCUCACGGCUAUUGGCUACAGUUGGGAAGACCAUAAUUUUGAAGAUCAUUGUCAAAGUGCUAGAAAACAUGGAAGGUAUGAAAGAAACCAUAAUGGAGAGAAAGCCUCUGAAUAUACUCAAUGUGAUAAAGCCUUUGCAUGUUAUAGUCAUCUUCAAAGGCAUGAAAAAAUUCAUUCUGCAGAGAAGCCAUAUGAUGGUGUUCAACAUGUUGAAGCCUUUGGAGCUUUUUCAAAAUGUGCUAACCUCCAAAUACACGAAAGAACACAUACUAAAGAUAAACCCUAUGAAUGUAAUCAUUGUGGUAAAGCCUUUGCACGUCAGUGUAGUCUCCAAGUACAUAAAAGAACACAUACUGGAGAGAAACCCUACACAUGUAAUCAAUGUGGUAAAGCCUUUUCACAGAACAGUAGUUUUCGGGUACAUAAAAGGACACAUACUGGAGAGAAGCCCUUUGAAUGUAAUCAGUGUGGUAAAGCCUUUUCACUGAAGAGUAGUCUUCGAGUACAUCAAAGGACACAUACUGGAGAGAAACCUUAUCAGUGUAAUCAAUGUGAUAAAGCUUUUGCGAGUCAUGGUGAGCUUCACAGACAUAAAAGAACACAUACUGGAGAGAAGCCCUUUGAAUGUGAUCAAUGUCAUAAAGCUUUUUCACAAAGCUGUAAACUCCAAAUACACAAAAGAACACAUACUGGAGAGAAACCCUAUGAAUGUAGUCAAUGUGGUAAAGCUUUUUCAUAUAUCAGUAGUCUCCAACUUCACAAAAGAACACAUACUGGAGAGAAACCAUAUGAAUGUAAUCAAUGUCAUAAAUCCUUUUCACAAAUCAGUAGUCUAAAAACACAUAAAAGACUUCAUACAGGAGAGAAACCCUAUAAAUGUGAUCAAUGUGGCAAAGCCUUUUCACGUCAAGGUAGUCUCCAAAUACAUAAAGGAACACAUACUAGAGAGACCUUAUUACUGUAA